AUGCCUGGUGCUGCAGAAGAUGAGGUAGAUGAUACUAUGCCUGGUGCUACAGAAGAUGAGGUAGAUGAUGCUAUGCCUGGUGCUGCAGAAGAUGAGGUAGAUGUUGCUAUGCCUGGUGCUGCAGAAGAUGAGGUAGAUGAUACUAUGCCUGGUGCUACAGAAGAUGAGGUAGAUGAUGCUAUGCCUGGUGCUGCAGAAGAUGAGGUAGAUGUUGCUAUGCCUGGUGCUGCAGAAGAUGAGGUAGAUGUUGCCAUGCCUGGUGCUGCAGAAGAUGAGGUAGAUGUUGCCAUGCCUGGUGCUGCAGAAGAUGAGGUAGAUGUUGCCAUGCCUGGUGCUGCAGAAGAUGAGGUAGAUGUUGCCAUGCCUGGUGCUGCAGAAGAUGAGGUAGAUGAUACUAUGCCUGGUGCUGCAGAAGAUGAGGUAGAUGUUGCUAUGCCUGGUGCUGCAGAAGAUGAGGUAGAUGUUGCUAUGCCUGAUGCUGCAGAAGAUGAGGUAGAUGUUGCUAUGCCUGGUGCUGCAGAAGAUGAGGUAGAUGUUGCUAUGCCUGAUGCUGCAGAAGAUGAGGUAGAUGUUGCUAUACCUGGUGCUGCAGAAGAUGAGGUAGAUGUUGCUAUGCCUGGUGCUGCAGAAGAUGAGGUAGAUGUUGCUAUACCUGGUGCUGCAGAAGAUGAGGUAGAUGUUGCUAUACCUGGUGCUGCAGAAGAUGAGGUAGAUGUUGCUAUGCCUGGUGCUGCAGAAGAUGAGGUAGAUGUUGCUAUGCCUGGUGCUGCAGAAGAUGAGGUAGAUGUUGCUAUACCUGGUGCUGCAGAAGAUGAGGUAGAUGUACCUAUACCUGGUGCUGCAGAAGAUGAGGUAGAUGUUGCUAUACCUGGUGCUGCAGAAGAUGAGGUAGAUGUUGCUAUGCCUGGUGCUGCAGAAGAUGAGGUAGAUGAUGCCAUGCCUGGUGCUGCAGAAGAUGAGGUAGAUGUUGCUAUACCUGGUGCUACAGAAGAUGAGGUAGAUGUUGCUAUGCCUGAUGCUGCAGAAGAUGAGGUAGAUGAUGCCAUGCCUGGUGCUGCAGAAGAUGAGGUAGAUGAUGCUAUGCCUGGUGCUGCAGAAGAUGAGGUAGAUGAUGCUAUGCCUGGUGCUGCAGAAGAUGAGGUAGAUGUUGCUAUGCCUGGUGCUACAGAAGAUGAGGUAGAUAUUGCUUUGCCUGGUGCUGCAGAAGAUGAGGUAGAUGAUACUAUGCCUGGUGCUACAGAAGAUGAGGUAGAUGAUGCUAUGCCUGGUGCUAUGCAACGGCAUGCUACGAAAUGGCUUUCGGAACUGAAAAAGAGAGUUACGAGGAGAGACUAA
This is a messenger RNA of Procambarus clarkii (red swamp crayfish), 1335 nucleotides long. Its product is annotated as fibrous sheath CABYR-binding protein-like. The record is from RefSeq and is a predicted model, not a curated record. NCBI's taxonomy places the organism in Eukaryota, Metazoa, Arthropoda, Malacostraca, Decapoda, Cambaridae.